AGAUACUUUCUCAGAAAUGGCAGAAAGCUGGGGAAGUGCUGCUUAUGCAGCCAGGCGACAAAACCAAGAAACAACGAGAGAAUCUUCCUUUACCUUCACCAACAGCAAUAACACCAAAGAUCCCUUUGAGGGCCCCAACUACCACAUUGCUCCAAGAUGGGUGUACAAUCUCUCAACACUUUGGAUGAUCAUAGUGGUCAUCCUCUCAGUCUUCACCAAUGGCCUGGUACUGGUGGCCACUGCAAAAUUCAAGAAGCUCCAACACCCUCUGAACUGGAUCUUGGUCAACCUUGCUAUUGCUGACAUUGGAGAAACACUUUUGGCUAGCACCAUCAGCGUUUGCAACCAGUUUUUUGGCUACUUCAUUCUGGGACAUCCAAUGUGUGUCUUUGAGGGAUACACAGUCUCCACUUGCGGUAUUGCUGCUCUGUGGUCCCUGGCUGUUAUCUCUUGGGAGAGAUGGGUGGUGGUGUGCAAGCCCUUUGGAAGUGUCAAGUUUGAUGCCAAAUGGGCCAUGGGAGGCAUUAUCUUCUCCUGGGUCUGGGCUGCUUUCUGGUGUGCCCCCCCCAUCUUUGGCUGGAGCAGGUACUGGCCUCAUGGCCUGAAGACUUCCUGCGGACCUGAUGUGUUCGGAGGCAAUGAGGAUCCUGGAGUCAAGUCCUACAUGAUUACUCUCAUGAUUACAUGCUGCUUCUUCCCCCUGUUCGUGAUCAUCUUCUGCUACAUUUUCGUGUGGCUAGCCAUUCGUGCUGUUGCUGCGCAGCAGAAAGACUCUGAGUCAACACAGAAGGCCGAGAAGGAAGUGUCCAGGAUGGUUGUUGUCAUGAUUAUAGCUUACUGUGUAUGCUGGGGACCUUAUACCUGCUUUGCCUGCUUUGCUGCGGCUAACCCUGGGUAUGCUUUCCACCCUCUGGCUGCCGCAAUUCCUGCCUACUUUGCCAAGAGCGCGACCAUCUACAAUCCAGUUAUAUAUGUCUUCAUGAACAAACAGUUCCGUACUUGCAUCAUGCAGCUCUUUGGAAAGGCAGAAGAUGAUGGCACUGAAGUGUCUACAUCAAAAACAGAGGUUUCCUCUGUGGCACCUGCAUAAACCCCAGACAACAUUGUACCUCUUGGAAACAAAUCGUGAACGUUCUGAGGAGAUUUUCCAAAUGGGACUUUUCAAA
Salvelinus fontinalis (brook trout) is the source of this 1166-nucleotide messenger RNA. RefSeq names its product red-sensitive opsin. The transcript is spliced from 6 exons. The record is from RefSeq and is a predicted model, not a curated record. Gene Ontology annotation, biological process: phototransduction; visual perception; G protein-coupled receptor signaling pathway. NCBI's taxonomy places the organism in Eukaryota, Metazoa, Chordata, Actinopteri, Salmoniformes, Salmonidae. Bases 17 to 1090 code for a protein of 357 amino acids. Gene Ontology annotation, molecular function: G protein-coupled receptor activity. Gene Ontology annotation, cellular component: photoreceptor outer segment; membrane.